Messenger RNA from Planococcus citri (citrus mealybug), 5606 nucleotides. Its product is annotated as protein toll-like. Lineage: Eukaryota; Metazoa; Arthropoda; Insecta; Hemiptera; Pseudococcidae. Gene Ontology annotation, cellular component: plasma membrane. Gene Ontology annotation, biological process: inflammatory response; toll-like receptor signaling pathway; immune response. Gene Ontology annotation, molecular function: protein binding; transmembrane signaling receptor activity. The transcript has 6 exons. The record is from RefSeq and is a predicted model, not a curated record. The coding region runs from base 472 to 3390 and encodes 972 amino acids.
GUAUCAGUUUGAAAAUAAAAUUUACUUGAACAAGACGUACACAUUACAACAUACCUCGCGAUGUAGUGUGUAGUUCUCGCCGGAAAAAAUUUAAUAUUCCGAUUUAUUUUCGUUGAACGCGAAUGUAGUGUUGCUAAAAAUCGCACUUAUUAGCAUAGUCCUUUAAAAAUAGAUACCGUUUUGUUUAGUCUACCCACCAAUAAAAUAUAUACGAUGCGCAUUGAAAUCGAUUAUCGAUACCAUGCGUUUAUAAAUUUUUAUAGUUGAAAAAAUUCGUUUCUAAUGCACGUGACUGGUGACUGUGACUGUGACAGUGAGAGAAUUCGGCUCAGAGACCAUUACUUCAGACCGGAUGAUGAGCAACAUGUGCAUUCGGACUACUCGGAUAUUCAGGGAAAUUACCUGAGAUACGGAUACUAAAAAUUGUCAAUUUUAUAUGCUGUUUAUCGGAUUUUGAAUAAAAAUUGAACAAUGAACAGAACUUUCGGAACUUGGUUGCUGUGUCAGUACAUUUUAUCAGCUCUGUUAAUUACUUCGGUAAAGUCAAGUUCUAAUGCUGAAUACUGCAAAUGUACACUGGAAUCUUGUGUUAACUUUAAAUACAUGUACGAAUGCAAACUGCCCUUUGUUCCUGAUUCAAAAAUUACAGUCGGAAUGAAUGUAAAUAACGAAGUAAAAAAAGUCAAUAUGAAGGAGGUAGAUAUAAUAACAAUCAACUGUUGGAACAACAACAAACCUGAUUACAUUGAAUUGAUUAAAAACCUAUCUGUUCGCGGAACUGAAAAGGUCAAAUAUUUUGAAAUAUACAAUUGUUCCAUACCAAAUGUACCGUUCGUUGAAAUUUUCAACGUUUUCAAAGCCACAAAUGUCACAUACUUGGAAUUAAUUUCAGCGAAAAUAACCAGUGAUCUUAAGGAAUCUCAUUUCGAGGGCCUCAGUAAUCUGAAGUUAUUGCAUUUAAAAAAAAACUUCGACCAUUUACCCGAAACCGUCUUCAAUAAAAUCCCUACCUUGGUAGAAUUGCAGAUAAUAAACAACCCUGCGCUGAAAUCCUUGCCCAGUGGAAUAUUCGAACAACUAAAACAACUUACAAAUCUCAAUCUUUCUGAAAAUAAUUUAAGCAGCGUAGAUGGAAAUAUUUUCAAAUCCAUGCCCAAAUUGAAAGAAUUAUAUUUACACAAUAACAAACUAGUCGACCUGCCGGGCUCUGCAUUCAGUAAUUUGACUGAGCUAACUAAACUCACCCUGCACACGAAUAAAAUACAGACUUUGAAUGAUGGUACUUUCGAUGAUUUAAAACAGCUGCAAGAUCUAUCCUUGCACGAAAAUGAACUGCUUAAAGUACCCGAAAAACCAUUCAUAAAUAAUUCAAACUUGAAAUCUAUUAGAAUGGAAGCAGCCUUUCAUGAGAAUUUUACGGGAUUACCAUCUGAAUUCUUCGCUAACCUGAAAAUGCUUAAGCUGCUGUACCUAGAUAAAAAUCAUUUAUCUCAUUUGCCCGCUGGACUAUUUCGGAACCUUACUAGUCUUCGGCAAUUGCGCCUCAAUUUCAAUAAAAUCUCUCAAUUGGACGAUAAAUUAUUUUAUGAUUUGGUAAACCUCCAGCAGCUUUAUCUACGCGGCAAUAAUCUAACUUUGUUCACAACGAAUCAUAUGAACGGCUUACUGAGACUGACUCAUUUGGAUUUGAGUAUGAAUAAACUAACAAUGGAAAACGAUUCAAAGUCUUUAUAUUCAACCAUAGACAGAUGCUGCGAGAAUUUAGAAAAUUUAAUCUUGAGCGAUAAUCUGGUGACGAGAGUAUUCGAAGACUGGACUUUUUAUUUGCCUGCUCUCAAAAAACUGGACCUCAGCAAUAAUAGAAUUAGUAGUCUAAAGACGGAAGAUUUUCAUUUUCGUGAAAGUACAACUACUGAUGUGAUCUUUAAAAAUAACACAAUAACGAGCAUAAACAUAAAUGAAGCUGAAUUAGAUAAAUACAAGCGAAAAACGAGCAUAACAUUUGACAUAGGCCGUAAUCCGCUGAAAUGCGACUGUAAUGCUCUAAGUUUGGCGCAGUACUUGCACUUAUUGGAUAGCAACAAAACAAUAUUAAUAAAAUUGAAAGCUGACGAAUUGAUCUGUGAUACACAUUAUCGGUUAAAGCAAGUACCAAUCAACAAUAUUUCUUCUUUAACCGAGUUUAAAUGCUCCAUUUCAGAAGGAUGUCCAGAAGACUGUGAUUGUUAUACUAGACCAUAUGAUACAACUAUUGAAGUCAAUUGUACUUCUAAAAACCAAAUAGAAUUUCCAAACAGCCUCCCCAAGGUACCAGAGGGCUACGGCGUUGAAUUAUUAUACACAAAUAAUAAUUUAACAUCAACUCGAGGAUUACAGAAUUUAAUCGACCAUGAUUACAACGUAACCACGAUAGCGUUGUCUCACAAUCGACUGGAACAAUUCGAUGUGAAUGAAUUACCAAAAGGAUUAAAAGUUAUGGAGCUUCACAACAACAAUCUGAAAUAUUUAAAUGGAACAAUAUUUGGACAAGGGGAGAGGAAAGACUUUACGAAUCUAACUUUUCAUGAAAAUCCAUGGGAAUGUAACUGUGCUUUGUCGGAUUUGUGGAAUUUUAUCGAUCGAACCAAAUCGCUGAUAGAUAACUCGAAAAUAAAAUGCAACGACGACCGUCCUUUUUCAAAACUCAGCAUAGAAGAUUUUUGCAGUCACUCAAACACUUACAUUUUAAUUUGCGUCAGCUUAGCUAUAUUAGGACUGCUGAUUGCUACCGUUACAGUUUUAUACUACAAAUUCGAACAGGAGAUCCGCGUGUUGAUGUUCAAGUAUAAAAUUUGCCUUUGGCUAGUCUCCGAAGAGGUUGUAGAUAAGGAUAAACCAUAUGACGCUUUUGUGAGCUACUCGCAGAAAGAUGAACAUUUCGUUAGAACAGUUUUAGUACCUGGAUUGGAGAACAACGGCGAGUACAAUUACAAAUUAUGCGUUCACUACAGGGACUUCAAAGUUGGUGAAUUUAUUCCUAGUCAAGUCGUGCAAAGCGUAGAAAACUCCAGACGAACGAUCAUAAUACUGAGUCCACAUUUCUUGAAAAGUGUUUGGGGUCGAAUGGAAUUCAGAACGGCGCAUUUAAAGGCUAUUAAAGAAGGCUGUGCUAGGGUAAUCAUCAUUAUGCUCGAAGAUGUCACUAGGGAAAAACUCGAUCCGGAGUUGAAAACUUAUAUUACAAUGAACACGUACGUGGAAUGCGGCGAUCCGUUAUUCUGGGAUAAAUUGAAGUACGCUUUGCCUCAUCCUCAAAGGAUUUUCAAGAAGAAAUACAAACACGCAGAACCGGAAGUGUGUUUGAAAUUAUACGACAGGGAGAAGGAGGCGAUGCAGGCUAGUGAUGGUUGAGAAAUUUAAUAAUAAGUUCUUGGUACCAGUUACCCAUCAAUAUUGUACAUACACAUAUCCUUGCGUAGACCAUACUCAAAGGCGUAGGCGUAGACCACCAAAAAAAACCCACCGCGUACCAAAAACCAGCCGCCAAUGUAAUUUUUAUUCAAAAAACCACCACGUGCCAAAAACGGCACGUAAUGUAUUUCGGAAUACAUUACGUGCCGUUUUUGGCACGUGGUGGUUUUUCGUUUAGAAAUACAUUGACGUGCCGUUUUUGGCACUGUUGGUCUACGCAGGGAUAUUAUUGUAAAUACCAUGUUUACCUAGUGAUCUACCGUGAUGGCAUUUAAUACUUAUUUGUAGAAUAAUUAUUCAGAUAAUCCUCAGGUACCUUACUUCCUUCGCAGGUUUUUCCAUAACAUCUUGAGAUUGACGACACUCCGUUCUCCGUUAUCACUUAAGAUACUUAGUACUAGUACUUAUAAUUUGUAUUAUAUGUUUAUGUUUAUGAUAUAGUACGUUGACUUGUAGCUUUCAGACUUUCACUUACCCUAGAAAUUUUCUUGAAGUUGAUCUGCAUGGGUUUCGCAAAGUCGUUGCAAAUUAAUGUAGAGGAAAACUAAUCGAAACUUCACAACACGAACUCGAAAACUUUAAACUAAAAUUCGGCAAUUCGCAACACGAAAGAAUAAUGCUAUAAACAUUUUGAACGAAUAAAAAUAUCUAAUAAUUUAAUCCCUUACCACCUUUUCCUUAUCACAAAGCAUGGCCAUUUUAUGAUGUUUGGUUUGUUUUGUUUACUACACACUACAGAGACUGGUGACUCGGACAGAAGGCCUGAGCGCUGAAUCGUUAUCACCUUCUGACGUCACACCUUAAGGGGACUCGAUUGUGUUUACCAUUUGAAUUUUAACGUAUGAUUAAAUGGCGAAUUCGUGAAAUUGAGUAAAACUUUCGUUGAAAAAGUUAUUAAAAUGAUGACUAAUUAAUUAAAUUCGUUCUAAAAUGUGGUACAGUGAUGAAAUAUUGUUGUUUUCAUCUACUGGUGGUGUUGGAUUAUCAUUUAUUUUUGUACAAAAGUGAAUUUUUCGCGAUCUGUUUGUGUUGUGACUGUUGUGUGAUUUGGAUAUGUAGAUAUCUUGUGAAGUGAAUAAAAAUGAAAACUGAUGUGUACUAGUGCCUGUGUUUUACUUGAAUAACGUUGCAGUGAAAUGAAUAGUGCACCAUAAAAUCUACAAUGAGUUUUAAACCUGCAUAGUGAAUACAAGAAUACAACCAUCCAACUACAAUGGAUAUCUGAUCAAGAAACCAUCAAAAUCUCAAACCAAUUUGCUGAAAGUGUUCGAAUCAUCAAUUUUAUCACUCAAGUUGGUCAGCAAAAUCAGAGAAAUUGUUUUUAUCGAUCAUAUCACUGCUGAAGAAACUAAACAGUUAUCUGUCCUGUGGUUUUUUACCUGUAGUUGAAAAUGGAAAUGGAAUACACACAUUGGAAUUAGAGUUGAUAUCAUUUUAAUUUAGUGGGAUUUGGACAAAUUCGACAAUUAUUCAUUAUAUUUCACCAGUGAGUUUUGUAAUAUCUUCCAAAAGGUAUAAUUUUGUCAUGUGUAUGCAUAACUUUCAUCUUUAAUGUUGAAAAACAGUGUUGUUUAUCACCUCAUUUUUUCAUUUUGUUCAUUUAAAUCAUUCCUUAGUGAUCUUAAAUUAAUUAUUAAAUAUCAGAAUGUGAUUUAAAACGCAAAAUAAAAUGUUCUUGGGAUUUAUUUCGUUCUAGUGCAUUAAUAUUGCAUUCAUUUCUAUAGUGUUAUCGGAGUAUGUACUCCCCAAUAGUGAUGACGUCACAAAACAGCGCUCAGGCCUUUUACUAUAGGUGGUAUUGGACAGUGACUCCGUGAUUGGGUGACAGUGGCAAUGGUGGUGGCCUGGAGGGGGAUUCUUUAUCAGCUUUUCGAAUUCGAAAUGUAAUUAAAUGAUUGAACUUGUUGCAUAGGUACUUGAUACACACUUGUUUAAUGAAAUAAUAAUAUGGAAAGGAAAACAUAAUGAGAUUUCCUCAAAGGAUUUGAAUUAGGGAUCAGAUUCGAUCUUCUUGCUUUCUGUUUUUUGGUAAUAAGUAAUUAUCUAGGUGAGAAAUUCUGAAUUUGCGCUAAAAUAUUCAUUCAAAUUCAAUCAACAAUGAUAAAUUAAUUAAGUUACUAUAAAUUAGUUUAUUAUUCCUUUUUUCAAUUUUUUUU